Molecule: messenger RNA, 5981 nt
Organism: Xenopus laevis (African clawed frog)
Lineage: Eukaryota; Metazoa; Chordata; Amphibia; Anura; Pipidae
Gene: asxl2.S
Product: ASXL transcriptional regulator 2 S homeolog
Exons: 9
Coding region: 2125-5793 (1222 amino acids)
Source: RefSeq, a predicted model, not a curated record
ACAUCAUACUAACAGUUAAAAGGUGAACAACCCCUUUAAAGUACAGCUUUGAUCUGUCACCCAUGUGGUGAUGCUUGGCCCUUGUAUAGAUUAUUUAGGGCCCCUAGGUUGAUUUUUUUGUUGGGCUCUUGGCUACUAGCAAAAGCAGCAGGUUAUUUGGAGCAACAGACUGAAUAUAUCAUGACACUUCCUUGUUCCUUAUCUAGUAUUGUCUGUAUGUAUGUCACUGCCAUCUGGACUAACUGCCGCCUAUGUGUACACUGUAUGUAUAUAUGUACUGUAUGUACCUGUAUAUGGACCCUGUCUGCCAAUACAAGGAAGUUCAGCUCCAGUAUUGAAAAGGUAAUAUUCCAAAUGGUUGAUAGGUUCAGUAACCUGGCAACCAGAAAGCAGUUUAAUACUUUUGCACAUCUUUGUAUCCUUGUGUUCACACUCCAUUGUAGCACAGGUGCAAAUGCCUGGAUACGGCACAGUGAGACCCCCUAUGUUACUACAGCACCGGUGAACAAGGGACACUAUCUCUGUUAGUAUUUUUCUCCCUUCUUUUUUAGUGAAUCACAUUUCAGUUUAUGUGAAGAAAGAGCAGGAAACCUGAGGCUGGAGAGCUGGUUAGGUGCAAUCUAGAACCCAGCUGAACCCUUGGCCUUGCCCAGCUCUGCACUCUACAGCCGAUUCCUUGGCCUUGCCCAGCUCUGCAUUCUACAGCCGAACCCUUGGCCUUACCCGGCUCUGCACUCUACAGCCGAACCCUUGGCCUUGCCCGGCUCUGCACUCUACAGCCGAACCCUUGGCCUUGCCCGGCUCUGCACUCUACAGCCGAACCCUUGGCCUUGCCCGGCUCUGCACUCUACAGCCGAUUCCUUGGCCUUGCCCAGCUCUGCACACUACAGCCGAUUCCUUAGCCUUGCCCAGCUCUGCACUCUACAGCCGAUUCCUUGGCCUUCCCAGCUCUGCACUCUACAGCCGAUUCCUUGGCCUUGCCCAGCUCUGCACUCUACAGCCGAUUCCUUGGCCUUCCCAGCUCUGCACUCUACAGCCGAUUCCUUGGCCUUGCCCAGCUCUGCACUCUACAGCCGAACCCUUGGCCUUGCCCAGCUCUGCACUCUACAGAUGGUUCUUUGGCCUUGCCCAGCUCUGCACUCUACAGCCGAUUCCUUGGCCUUGCCCAGCUCUGCACUCUACAGCUGAACCCUUGGCCUUGCCCUGCUCUGCACUCUACAGCAGAUUCCUUGGCCUUGCCCAGCUCUGCACUCUACAGAUGUUUCCUUGGCCUUGCCCAGCUUUGCACUCUACAGCCGUUUCUUUGGCCUUGCCCAGCUCUGCACUCUACAGCCGUUUCUUUGGCCUUGCCCAGCUCUGCACUCCACAGCCGAACCCUUGGCCUUGCCCAGCUCUGCAGUCUACAUCCAUGGGGCAGAUAUCAUUGUGUUCUUUUGGGUUUGUCUCAGACACAAGAGAAUGUAGUUCUAAGCAACUUCCCAGUGUGCAUUCAUUACAUUAUUUUCUGCACUGUUGGUUCUGACUCCUGAAAUAUUAUAGCAAAUUAAGACAUAUGCUUAGGCAGAAAGAAAACUGACACAUUGUUUCAAGAGUCAGACCUGCAGGAUAGAAAGCGACAGACAGAUCCUGUUGCAAUAACACUUGCAUUUACACAUAACUCCCAGUGAGAAUGAAUACAUAUUGGGAAGUUGCUUAGAAUUCGAUUCUCUUUGUUUAAUAUUAGUAUUUACAUCCGCUCUAACCGUUUCCUUUGUUUUUGAGAAGCUCUGCCCCGCUGCAUGCUCUCUGGGUUCUGCAGCACUAUUUCAUAGGCCCUGUUUUUUUGUUUUUUUUCUUUAGAAUUAGCACUUUUAGGUCUCAGUGACAUCACCUUUUUUUUCAAAUGUACUGAAACAGGAAGUUCGAUAUGAUCAACUACCCACUUCCUUAUAUGAGCAAAAGUAUAGUGCGUUCCGCCACAGCGAGGAUUCAACUGUCGGUUUCAAAAAUCUAUUUAAAUUGAAGAAGGAUAAUUAAUGUAAGCGCGGGGUUUGUUAAUAAUCCAACCAGCGAGCGAGCAGAUCAGGGGGAUCCGAAUUGGAGUUCAAUGUGACAAGGUUGUAACGGCCUUUAGAGUGAAGUACCAUGCACAGAGACAUAGAGCAGCGAGAAGGGGAACAGCAAAGAGUCGCAUCUAGAAUAUCCCAGCCAUCCUCUCCCCAAUCAGGCUGUCCAUCUCCCUCCAUCCCUGCGGGGAAAGUCAUCUCUCCAUCCCAGAAGCACAGCAAGAAGGCCCUCAAACAGGCUCUGAAGCAGCAACAGCAGAGGAAGAAGCAGCAGCAGAGGGUGGGUAUGCCAGUCCCUGCCAGCCAGCGCCUCCUGCUGACUACAGUGAAGACUGCAAGCAACGUGCCACCUGCUAAGCCCACCCCAACCCACACGUGGGAAGCAAAACAGACAGAAGUGCAAGCAAGUAGUGCCCCCAUCUCUGCUCCAUCCGGCACCUCUCUGGCAUCUCUCCAUGGACUGGGGAAGAAGCCACUGCCCAGAUCAGACAGGCUGCAAGCCAGACAUAUAAAAAGAACCAAAUGUGCAGAGAUCGACGUAGAGACUCCAGACUCCAUCUUGGUGAAUACCAACCUACGGGCGCUGAUAAACAAGCACACGUUCUCCCUCCUCCCCGGCGACUGUCAGCAACGGCUCCUCCUGCUUCUGCCUGAAGUGGACCGACCGACUGCUCCGGACGGCCUGAUGAAACUGAACAGUUCAGCCCUAAAUAAUGAGUUCUUUACCUCUGCAUCUCAGAGCUGGAAGGAGCGCCUCUCAGAAGGGGAAUUCACCCCAGAGAUGCAGCUUCGGAUUCGCCAGGAAAUUGAGAAAGAGAAGAAGGUGGAGUCAUGGAAGGAACGAUUCUAUGAGAGUUACUAUGGGGAGAACUCUGGGCUAAACCCAGACGAUUACAGAGAGCUGAUUGCAGAAACCAGUGAUAAUGUGACCAGAACCCACGUCUCCCCUCCAAAGGAACAGGGUAAGUCCGACCAGAGCCCCGAUCUCCAGCCGACUGAAGCCAAGCUUGAGACCACAACCCAGAAGCAAAUAAAUGAACGUGCCCCGAUAAAGAAAGAAAAUGAAGAAGUCAUGGUUCAUGUGAAGGCAGAAUUACCAACAGCUGGUGAUACAGUGCACCCCCCAGAUAUAACGGAUACCAAAGAGAAAGUCGCUACCAUUCCUGUGAAGGUGACAGAGGGCACUGCAGAGGUUAUAACCCCAGUUCCCAGCAAAGAGACUGUGCAAUUAAUAACCCCUAAGCCUGAGGAGAUGGACUCAGAGAGCCCACCAGCACCGAGCCCACUAAACAGCCCAGUCCCUAUACAAACUCCCAGUGCUCCUCCAGCCACCGCUGCGCUGUCUCAGGAUUCUGCAGAGGAGGGGUCUACGGAGAUGGCGGAGCUCGCGCUCGGCACAAGAGUCAAGAGGAAGUUGGAUGUAGGCGCCGGGGAUUCGGAUCCGUCUGGGAAAUUCAUACGAAUGUCGGAGCAGCAAGAAAUCCAGCGGCCAUUUCGUGACUUGUGCAGCCCCAGUACCAAAGGGACAGCGCAGGCGUCGGAACAAAAAGUGCCCCCACUUAAGAUCCCUGUCUCUUUGUUUUUCUCAAAGCCCUUUCCAAGCAACCGGGUCUCUUCCAGGCCCUAUUUUCCGAGCACCGGUACCAGUCCCAGUAGAACAGGAGCAAGGACCCUGGCAGACAUCAAAGCCAAAGCCCAGUUGGCUCGAGCCCAGAGAGCAGCAGCAGCAGCAGCAACAUCAGCCGGCCUCUCCGUUACUUCAUCAGUCCCAGGGCCAGGACCUGGAGGAGGAGGAGGAGGAGCUGGGCCUGGGACAGGAGCGAGGAAUCCAGCAGAUGGCGCCAGUGAAACAGGACACAGGGCUGGAGUACUGGACAUGGGACGUACUGGAAGCUGGAGAGGUGAGAGGGGAAAUCCAGCCCAUUCAUCAAGUAGCCAGAGUUCCAGGGAGACCCAGAACGCAGUGCAGGUAUCACCUGACAGUGCAGCAAGAGCACAGCUACUGCAAAAACCCAGUCUACAACCCAGAAACCCAAUAACAGGAGCCCGAACAUCUCCAGCCUCCAACCGCCUCUUACCAGCCCAAAGCUGUGCCAGCAUCCGAAUGCCCAAUCCGUUAUCUGCUAAUGCUGAUAGGCUGGUAGCAAUAUCUGGCAAUGCUGAUAGGCUGGUAGCAAUAUCUGGUAGUGCAGCCAUUGGGGUUGCAGACAUAGUUCCAUCAAGCACAACCUGUCCAUCACCACAGAAUGUAAAAAGCAACCGGUCCAAUGUUCCCAAUGAAGUCAGACCUAGAAUUUCUUCGGGGACUCAGACAAUCCCACCAAGGCCUGUCAUGUCUCAGCCAGUGAGCUUUAACCCUUCUGCCCCAGCCAAAGAUCAGGCACCCAGUCAGGCAGCAGCUCCAGUUGCAAGCACUCAGAGAGGACCUACAAAGACGGGAUCCAGCAUACCCGCCAAUAACCCUCUGGUAACCCAACUCCUGCAGGGCAAGAAUGUCCCCAUGGAGCAGAUACUGCCCAGACCCCUCAACAAGGUAGAAAUGAAGACUAUUCCUCUAGGUUCAGCUCAGACAGAGAGGGGAACUAACACUGCUGGAGUUCAUUUCCCUCCUGGCAGCAACAUGGUAAGUGGAGAGGAUUCAGUAAAACCCUCGCACAUGGCUGUUCAACAGCUGGAAAGGUUUCUUAUCCAAAAUCGCCAGCUGCCCUCCAGUCAAAGGAUCCUGCAGCUCUUCUCUGGAAGAGAUCUGAGCAAUAUUAGCAGCAGCCAAUCACAGAGCCAGGAAGCAGCCGGCAGUGCCGCCCAAGAGCAAUCUCUGCAAUCCCUGAUCAGAAAAAUUCAACAAGAGAAAUCAUUGGUCGGCCCCAAUCCAGCUGAACUGAGUGAGAACGUAUCCGCCAGCCAAAGACUUGGCUUUGUGGGCAGGCGAACGUCUAAACCCGCCAUGUCCGGGCACUACUUGCUAAACGUCGCUACGUAUGGACGGGUUCCCGAGAGCUUCAGACGGACACAGACUGUAAGUCCUGAGCGGGGCAUGAGCCUAAACGACCCUGAGAAGUGUCAAACCAUAGACGACGAAUCAGAGUCCGUUACAGAGAGCGAAGAGGAAGAAAGCAAAAGUGAGAUGAAUCCAGAGGAAUGUGAGGCUGCCCCCCAAUACUCCUCAGCCUCACUCAGGUCUGCAAAACCCGAGGGCCCCAUGUUUGAUCUGAAAGAAACUGUCCAGGCAUUAUCAAGGGGGGACAUUUAUAACGAGUCCAACAUAGCCAGAGACUUUAUCCAAGCGGCACAGGCCAAGAUGGUGAAUGUAUUGGGCAUAAAGCUGAAAGGUGAGGCUUCUGAGCUGUUCAAGUCCCACCAGGGCUCCCAGCCGCCCCAUUCUGAUCACAUGCACACGCCAAUUGGAUCCAGUUACGGAGGCACAAUCAAUAUCACCACUUCACCCGAGGGAAUGCACGGACCCUCCGUCCCUACAGGGGCCCACGUCGUUCCAGCUAACGCCGACAAUCUGGUCUCCUUCUCUGUAACUGUGACCACCAUCCCAUCAGGCCACAUUGUAAACUCAGGUGAUCACGACCAACCCGUGUCUGUCCAGGCCUUCACCGAUGAGCCCGGCGCGGACUCAGCUCCUUCCAAAUGCUACUGUCGAUUAAAAGCCAUGAUCAUUUGUAAAGGCUGCGGAGCCUUCUGCCAUGACGAUUGCAUUGGGCCCUCGAAGCUCUGCGUCUCCUGUCUGGUGGUGCGGUGAUCCAUGGUUCCAAUCUCAUUGGCUCUGCAGCGGAGAAGGAGGGUACUCUCAUCAAUCAGCAAUGUUGACAUGUUUGCACUUAUGAAAUCCUGUAUAUAAUAUAUAUAUAUGUGUGUGUGUGUGAGUGAGGGGUCAGAAUAUGCCUUUUUUAGAUUUUAAAGGAUAAGUAAACCUUUAAAACAAGUGAA